AUGGCGCGUCCAGGGGCGCUGGUCGCCCUGGUGGCGGCGCUAUCGUGCGGAUUGGUCUCUGGAAUGAAUCCCAGCGCGGGAGAAGUGGGGACGUUGAGCGGCGCCGCAGUGACCAGGCCGGCCGCCAAGGCUGCGGCGCCCGACACUGCUGCCCGCCUGGCGGGCACGCCUGGCACGGCGCCGCCGCUGCAGUGGGAGCUACAGCCGCCGGUGCAGGAGCAACAGUUGCAGCAGCAACAGCAGCAGCAGCAGCAGCAGCUUCAGCAGCAACGUCAGCAGCAGCAUCUUCAGCAGCAGGGGCACCAGCAAUGGGCACAACUACAGCAGCCCAGUGCCCCGCAGCAGGUCGCUGACGUGGCAGCCCUUCCAGGCGGGAGCGACGCCCCCGCCCCGGCCGCGGCAGUGCCCGCGCCCGCCCGCGGGCCGUCGUCCCCCCACAAGGCGCUGUGGCCCCUGAGCCAUGCGGACGUGCUCAUGUUUGCGCUGGCGGCCGGCACGCUG
Molecule: messenger RNA, 501 nt
Organism: Monoraphidium neglectum
Lineage: Eukaryota; Viridiplantae; Chlorophyta; Chlorophyceae; Sphaeropleales; Selenastraceae
Exons: 1
Source: RefSeq, a predicted model, not a curated record